UACAUACUUGAAAUGACAUCAAAGUUUUAUUUCCCUGUUUUUCAUAUUUCCGUUACAUAUAAUCUUUAUUAUCUGUAAUAAUUCCACACACACUAAAACACACACACACACACACACACAUUGUAGCAAGUAGUGUACGGACAAUGCUGUAUGAAAAGAAAAUAAUGGAAGAAAGCUAUGUGAAUAAUAAUAAUAAUAAGGAAAAUGGUGGGGAUAGUAGUGAAGAAGAACUGACCGUACUGCCACCUCAUACUAAGGUUGUUGUUACCGGAAACAACCGUACAAAAUCUGUUCUUGUUGGUCUUCAUGGUGUUGUUAAGAAAGCUGUUGGUCUUGGUGGCUGGCAUUGGCUGGUGCUCACAAAUGGAAUAGAGGUGAAGCUGCAAAGGAAUGCACUUAGUGUGAUUGAAGCUCCUACUGGUAAUGAAGAUGAUGAUGAUCUUGAAUUUGAAAAUGGGCCUUGGAAUGGCUCUGAUCUGGCAUCUGAUGAUACCCAAAAAUCGCAUCGAUCAAGGCAUCGUUCACAUAGAUCAACCGGGGCGUCACAUAAGUCUGUUAGCCGGUCUCUAUCUUGUGACUCCCAAACCAAGACCUCCUUUGCCACUUCUCGUGGGUCCGUGAAGGUUGAUCUAAGCAAACUUGAGAUGGCAGCCUUGCGAAGAUAUUGGCGACACUUUAAUCUUGCAGGUGCAAUUCCCAACCUGUCCAAGGAGGAACUUGUCGACAUUGUUCAAAGGCAUUUCAUGUCACAGAAGACACUGGACGAGUUGCAGGUGAUCGUGGGGUUUGCACAGGCUGCAAAGAAGCUCAAGGCGGUAUGCAAAUAAUUGAUGGAUAUCUCGACAAAGAAGAAGAGAUAAAGAUGAAUUUACUAGUUAACUUUGACUUGACUAACUGAUAUAGCUGUCUAAAUUAAUGCUGCCUCCUUCCCCUCCCUUCUUGUAAAAAUGCUGUCCAAUGAUUCUGUCUUUCUUUGAUGGGUUCGGUAGCUUAUUUGUAGAUUUAUGUAAAUUCGGUCUCAAAACAAAGACAUGCAUAAACCUUGCCAUUUUUUACUUGGCUUUAGAAUGCACGACAUUGACAUUAA
Molecule: messenger RNA, 1087 nt
Organism: Erigeron canadensis
Lineage: Eukaryota; Viridiplantae; Streptophyta; Magnoliopsida; Asterales; Asteraceae
Exons: 6
Coding region: 144-827 (227 amino acids)
Biological process (GO): regulation of DNA-templated transcription
Cellular component (GO): histone deacetylase complex
Molecular function (GO): protein binding; transcription coregulator activity
Source: RefSeq, a predicted model, not a curated record